Messenger RNA from Somion occarium, 2109 nucleotides. NCBI's taxonomy places the organism in Eukaryota, Fungi, Basidiomycota, Agaricomycetes, Polyporales, Cerrenaceae. The record is from the annotation of a GenBank genome assembly.
GCUGACUAUGUUUUGUUCACUUUGGAAAAACGUGAUGUUUUUUCAUCCAUCGAUUCGUGAACUCGACCCGAUAUCCUUCGACCGGAAGAUUCACUUUAUGGCUGUUCUAGAUUUAGUGCACAGUGACCGCAGUAACAUUCGCAGUUAUCUAGUGUCCCGCAGCAUUACGCAGCGAUCACGUUUGGUGACAGACAGUCUAGGUACAUUCCUGGGUAUGAUGGCCGAUUGCAACGCGUAAGUCUUGGUGGAUGCCUUUUUGUCUGGACCGCUGUGGAGGCACAUGGAGUUAAAAGGGGAGAAUGGUAGGGUUCAAUACACCACAUCCACAGUUGCUCCAAGCUUUUAGGCAUCCCUUUAUGGAACCUAUCCGCCGCUAUACAGGUUAUACUACCCCUAUGUACCAAGAGGCGGAUGCAGAAAAGGGUGCUUCAACACCUCUCGUUGUACAUAACGCGGUCAUGCAUCUGGACGAAGCAUCGCGAACCCCUCACCCAAAGAGAUCUCGUGCGAGGAAGGUUCUACUUCAUUUGAUACAUUUCUCCAUCUUCUUGGCUAUCUUCUACUUCCUGGUACCACGUUGGUACCCCGGCGGCAAACCUAUGAAUAGCAGCAACCCUCUCCGGAAGGCGACAUGGUCGAGUACGAGAAUGGAUCCCCUGGUCCUCGAGACUGCGUGAACCGUGCCGAGUGGACGCUCCACGAUGCUCAAGGACCUCCCUACAUCCCUCACUUCCGCCGACAUGCAUCUACCUCACUCAGUCUACCUCGUUCUUCCUCGCUGCUAUAUUUCCUAAGCCGCGGCUCGCUCUCUCAUGGUCGAAUUGAGAUCGACAAUGACGGUGAAGAAGCCGACAAGGUGUCGGUGGAAGUAGGCAUAUGGUACAAUGCCGACGAUGUUCUUGAUCGAGUGGACGUUUGUACUCUCCAGCGUGCAGAGGGAAAGAAUGGUGUGGGGAUAUUCAGUCCGCAGUAUCAUCGUCAUCCCAGUGAUGAGUACAGGACACACUUUGAGGUCAAGGUCCGGCUUCCUACCAGUGCCAAAUUGGAACAUUACGAUGAAUUCGAGACGGAUAUGCCGAUUUUUGCUCAUUCGGUUGGUGACCUCGAAGGCAAUGUUUUCUUCCGCUCCAUCUCGCUAAGGACCACCAAUGAUCCCAUCGAUGUCAAGUCACUCACGGUUAAUCACGGUUCUCUGGCUACCACGAACAGCCACAUUCAGGCGGUUUUCAACGCUACUGAUGUCCUCAAGGUACAUACAUCGAACGGGCAUAUCUCUGGCAACUUCAAGAGCCUGGGUGAUGUAAACUUGGCAACGACUAACGGUCGCAUCAAGGCGAAGCUGAGCUUGACCAACAAUGGUUCAAGUGAUGCUUCUAAGUUGGUUCUGGCUACAUCGAAUGGUCCUAUCGAGGCCGAUAUCACUCUCCUAUCGUCAGCCGAGGGUGGCACUGGUGGUGCUUUCGACGUGAAGGCUUCAACUACUAAUAGUCAUAUCGACGUCACCUAUCCUUCUGCUCCAGUCGACUCAAGGCUUGCUUUCAUCGGCCAUUCUUCCAAUGCUCCUGUCCGCGCCAAGCUCCACCCUACUUACGAGGGAUCUUUCUCGCUUCGCACAUCGUCAUUCGAGAAACCCACCGUCCAGCAUGACUCUCAUGCGCCGGACCCUGCUGGUAGAGGCCGCACUCGUACCGUCAAUGUCCAUAGAAUGGGACGAGGUAUAACGGAGGGUGAUGUCAAGUGGACUGGCAACGAGAAUCGUGCGGAAUUGGGCACGGUUCAGCUCUCAACGACGAAUGCUGCCGUCCGCCUUACGCUUUGAAGGAUCUGUACUAUGAAAUUUUUGGGUCUGGAAUUCUUCCGCUGUGGUUGGAGUCCUUUUAUUUGUGAAUGACGUAGAUCUUGUUAUAACAGUAGUAUCUAAGGAAAGUUGUGUUAUGAUGCAUGUCAUAAUGCCUCUCAAGAGACUAUCAUUGUAAGAAGAUUAAUGUGAGUAUCGUAAAAAUACAGAAUGAAGGGGAAAAUGUGCCCGAACGCUUCGAACAGUAUGAGUUUUCUUGAGUUACACCUAUGAAUAAGCUUACCAGUAGGGAGUGAAACAAUAUAUAGUGC